Molecule: messenger RNA, 1211 nt
Organism: Aquila chrysaetos chrysaetos
Lineage: Eukaryota; Metazoa; Chordata; Aves; Accipitriformes; Accipitridae
Gene: DOHH
Product: deoxyhypusine hydroxylase
Exons: 5
Coding region: 170-1075 (301 amino acids)
Biological process (GO): peptidyl-hypusine biosynthetic process
Molecular function (GO): deoxyhypusine monooxygenase activity
Source: RefSeq, a predicted model, not a curated record
GGAGAGGGCUGCCUGGGUCUCCCUUUCCUGGGAUCACGCCUCUGUCCCGAGGCCCCUCCGCCAGGCCGAAACCAGUAGGAGGCUUGAAAUAAGAAGGCAAAACCCCUUUGAAGGAGUGUGACCGGAGGGACCCCCGCCAGAGUCCCGAGUGCCACCGGAUCCCGGCGCUAUGGUGACCGAGCAGGAGGUGGAGGCCAUCGGCCGGACGCUGGUGGACGCGGCCCAGCCCCUGCCCGCCCGGUUCCGGGCCCUCUUCACCCUGCGGAGCCUGGGCGGCCGCACCGCCGUGGACUGGAUCAGCCGGGCCUUCGGGGACGGCUCCGCGCUGCUGAAGCAUGAGCUGGCCUACUGCCUGGGCCAGAUGCAGGACGAAGCGGCCAUCCCCGUGCUCAUCCGGGUGCUGGAGGACACCAGCCAGGAGCCCAUGGUCAGGCACGAGGCGGGUGAAGCCCUGGGUGCUAUCGGGAAUCCCAAGGUGCUGGAUAUCCUGAAACGCUAUUCAGAGGAUCCCGUGGUUGAGGUGGCGGAGACGUGUCAGCUGGCAGUGAGGAGGCUGGAGUGGCUGCAGGAGAACAAGCAGGAGCCGGGCGCCAGCCCCUACCUCUCCGUGGAUCCUGCUCCCCCUGCUGAGGAGACGGACGUCGCCAAACUCCGCGAAACCCUCCUGGAUGAGUCGCGCACGCUGUUCGACCGCUACAGGGCCAUGUUUGCCCUGCGAAACCUGGGGGGCCAGGCUGCUGUUCUGGCGCUGGCGGAUGGACUGCGCUCCGGCAGCGCCCUCUUCCGCCAUGAGAUCGGCUACGUGCUGGGCCAGAUGCAGGAUGAGGCCUGCGUCCCGCAGCUGACGGCCGCGCUGCGCAGCCGCACCGAGAGCCCCAUGGUGCGCCACGAGUGCGCCGAGGCCCUGGGCUCCAUCGCCCGCCCCUCCUGCCUGGAGACCCUGCGUGCCUUCGCCCACGACGAGGAGCGGGUGGUGCGGGAGAGCUGCGAGGUGGCGCUGGACAUGUACGAGUACGAGAACGGCACCCAGUUCCAGUACGCCGACGGGCUCUGCAAGCUGCAGGCCUCCGCCUGAGCCCCGGCUGAGGGGGGGGCACGGGCCCCGCUGUCAUGGCUGCCUCCGUCGACAUGGAUCCCUGCCUCGCCGCGGCGGAGGUGGAGGAGGAACUGGAUUUGCUUUCUGGCACAAUUACAGCUGCCUUCUCCCUCCA